AUAUUUAAUAUCAUUCGCAAAUAAUUUAAAAAUCAAUAAAACGACCGUUGUAAUUCAUAGGAAUGUAAAAUAUUUUUGGCAAAUUUUAUACAAUAAGACAAAGUUGUAGUAAAGCUAAAAGAUAUCUAUUGUAUUUCAAACUUUUCAUACAACUGGCUUCAUGGUGGCGCUAGUGAGGUUAGCGUUUCAGACAAAUUUGGCGGUAAAGCCGGUAUAACCGAGUGAUAGCUGAACAUAAAUUAUUUCAUUAAAUUUCGCAUAUAUCUGAGUUAGAAAUGGUUCAUAAAACUAAAAAUGAAUGUAAUGAUUUAUUUGUGAUGCCGGGGAAAGAGAAGCCAGAAGUAUUUGAAAGGGAACAAGCUGAUUAUAAAGAUCUUUCGAAAAAGUUUGUAAACACGAAAAAUGACUAUUCUAAACAAUAUGCGCACAUAUACUCUGCUAGACUUGCAGAAUUAAGGAAUGUUCUAACUCCGCGUGUUAAAGCUAAAUGGGGGAAUGUUCCGAUUGUCAAAUUGGCCGAUUUAGAAAAUUUAGAAAACCAACAAUGCAUAAUAAUUGGCACAUUGUAUAAACACCAGCAAUGGAAACCAUCAAUUUUAAGGGAACUUAGUGAAGAACAUCAGUUUAGUGUUUCCUGCUCUAAACCAAAUUACUGCUCAGAGAAAGAUCAACCUUUCCUGGAAGAUGAAAUGUUGCGAAUUAAAUUAGUAGGCGAGCAAGUUGAUUUAAAGCAAAUUGUUACCGGAGUUGUUUGUGCUGUGUUAGGCAAUGAAAAUAGUGAUGGCGCAUUUAUGGUAAAGGAUUGGUGUUUUCCUGGAUGUGCACCAAAAGAAUCUCUAAAUGAAUGCAUAUCACAAAAGAAGCUGGUGAUAGUAUCUGGAUUAAAUUUAUCUAAUAAUUGUGACAGUUUAGGGAUGUCCCUUUUUAUGGAAUGGUUGUGUGGAAUGGCUGGUAAUGUAACAAUACAAAAGGAUAAUACCUCUAUUGUUCGACUCAUUAUAGCAGGUAAUACCAUAAAAAGUAAUGAUACAUCACAGGCUGCAACAGACAUAGCUAAAGGACUUGGGGAAGCAAUAAAAUCUGUAGAUACAUUCUUAAGUAAUUUAGCAACAUGUUGUUCUAUUACUUUAAUGCCAGGAGAACAUGAUCCCACUAAUGCUAUGUUGCCUCAAAGACCAUUUCAUCCUUGUUUACUACCUAAAUCAUCUAGACUUGAAAGCUUUAAAAGUACCACAAAUCCGUGGAUUGGCAAAAUUGAAGGACGAAUAAUAACUGGUACUAGUGGUCAAUCAAUUCAAGAUAUCAUUAAAGUAGCAGGUGAAACUGGUAUUUCAGCUCUUGAAUGGCUAGAAAAGACCUUAUUAUGGAGACAUGUGUGUCCAACUGCUCCAGACACACUAUUAGCUUGCCCAUACUACAAGAAAGAUUUGUUUAUUAUGGAAACAUGUCCAGAUAUAUAUUUCGUGGGAAAUACAGACAAAUUUGAAACGAAAUUGUGGAAAGGUGAUGAAAAUCAAAUUGUUAGAUUAAUAUCUGUUCCGCGUUUUGAUACGAGUCAGACUGCUGUAAUAGUAAAUUUAGAGAAUUUAGAUACCCAAUAUAUUUCCUUUAGUAAUAUUUAAAUGAAUCUAAGUCUUUCAACUGUAAGGAUAUUAAGAAUAUUAACUGUGUAUAUUUUAAUUCUGAUUCAGUAUAAAUUUUAUAUGAACAUUAAUGUAAGAUUUUUCAAAUAAAAUUCAAAUAUUAUUAAAAAAUAACAAG
Molecule: messenger RNA, 1761 nt
Organism: Bombus pyrosoma
Lineage: Eukaryota; Metazoa; Arthropoda; Insecta; Hymenoptera; Apidae
Product: DNA polymerase delta subunit 2-like
Exons: 6
Coding region: 276-1622 (448 amino acids)
Biological process (GO): DNA replication; DNA strand elongation involved in DNA replication
Cellular component (GO): delta DNA polymerase complex
Molecular function (GO): DNA binding
Source: RefSeq, a predicted model, not a curated record